This is a messenger RNA of Photinus pyralis (common eastern firefly), 2745 nucleotides long. RefSeq lists its product as uncharacterized. The record is from RefSeq and is a predicted model, not a curated record. The transcript has 6 exons. The coding region runs from base 417 to 1901 and encodes 494 amino acids. NCBI's taxonomy places the organism in Eukaryota, Metazoa, Arthropoda, Insecta, Coleoptera, Lampyridae.
UCCAUGGUAACAUUGGAAGGGCGUGGUAAAGUUUAUAAAACGGAUUGCUUUUCCACUGGUUACCUACUACAUUUAUAUUUAACGUAUGUACAAAAACAUGGUCGAUGAAAUUCAUUAUGACCUACAAUUAUCGAAAUACAGCAAAAGAAUGGACCUCUUAAGAAAUGAAUUUAUUACGAGGUUAAUUGAAAACUAUUGCUAUGUUAAAUAUUACAAAUCAAUAAUUAAAAGCUCUAAAAAAUAUGCAUAAUUAACGACGUUACGACGCAUCUGUCGUUAGGCAACCUUUCGUUCACCGCCGCGACGCUACUGGAAAUUCAGCGCAGGUCUAAAGUACGCCAACGGUUUUUUGUACAUUAUAAUGUUGAAAUAUAUUUGUAAACCUUUCAUGCAAAGUGGUUAUGCAAAGAAUAUGAAUGAAGGCUAAUUAUUUCCAUAUUGAGAUUUUGGUCCUCUACAUGUUAUCACUGAUACCAUGGCCGGGACCGACAAUAUUCAAAAUAUCAUGCCCAAAAGAUAACGCAAGAAUAGUGAGAAAAAUAAUCCAAAAUAAAUGGAUUCCCGUUUUAGAGAAAUAUAAAGUUAGUAUUCCAUUAGAAUGUCCUUUUCAUCCGUUUAGAGAUAUUUUUGGGCCACAAGAAGCGGCGAAACAACAGCACCGGCCGUCUCAGUGGACUUGCGGUUUAUGUGGAAAAUCUUUUUUUGAAGAAAAGUAUUUGGAUUUACAUUUUGACAAUCGCCAUAAAAAUUAUAUUAAUAUGGCAGAAGAUGCCGUGUGCCUUGCUGAUUACUGCGAUAUAAUUCGGUGCGAUGUACUAAAAACACAAGAUGAAAAAAUUGUAUAUCCAGACACUGUAAAUACGGACAUUGAAAUUUGGAGAGAGACUUCCACUUAUAGAACCGAACUGAUUUCUACAAUCCCCAGAGAGGUAAUGAAGUAUAAGUCAAAAUCUUUGCCUACAAAGAAAUCGAACGGGCCGUCAAAACAAAUAGAUCAUUGCCAGAAGUAUGAUAAUCUUAAGGAGGCAAAGAAAAAUAACGAGGAUGCCAAUUCCAGUAGUGAGGACGAUAAAUCCCAAAAUAAUAGUUUUAAUGGAGUAUGCCAAAAUGAUCUAGUCGAUUCUGCAUUGCCGGCCUCUGACAAGCAACAACGUAUUGCAGAAUUACAAAAACUUAAAGCGAAUUGUAAACCGGAGGAAUUGCAGUUGCUAAAGACAAAAUGUGAAAUAUUAGUGAGAGAUUGUAUUGCAGGGUUGUUAAUACAUUUGUCGAUUAAGGAUUUUAAGGAAAUAGAAGAGGAGUUGAAUCGUGCAGUGUGUUGGUAUUUGACGUGUGAUAGAUAUUGGGAGGACUCGCAGGGAGAUUUCCGGCAAUUUCCAUGGGGUUUAUUGUGCAUGAUAGUAAUGGUACUAUCUUUGGGGAUCUGCAUAUGUUACUACAUCAUAUGGGUUUUAUUUGACACGGAUGAUGUCAGCGUUACAAGUGCGAGUAUGACGGACAGAUCAACUCCUUCACCGGCGCAUGCAUUGAGACAUGAUGCAUCACAAAGUAGUGAUGGGCACCAGCAAUAUAACGAAGAUUAUUAUGGAACUUCUGAUAAGGACAAUGAAUAUAUUUAUGUUACCUACCCACCAGAUCUGAAGCGAAGGUUGCUCGAAAGGUAUAUCCAUAGACAUCACAAAAAAACCUACUUAUUGUUAUACAUUAUUUUUGUGCGGUACCUAAACUCCCUACCCUCAGAACAACAUUCUUUUUUUUUGCACUAUUUACAUUAUGCAAGGACUAACUCUAUUCCCCAUGAUACACUUAACAAAUGGUACUGGCAGUCAGUGAUCAGCAUUUACUUAUGUAAACAGAAAUGCAUGUCAAAUCUGCCAGAAAUCUACACCUUUUACAUAUAGCAUUAACAUCCUUAGAAAGUGUUAACUAUGGUAACAGCGGUUUGUUGUUAAUUUUAACAAAAUUUAAUUCUUGUGAGAAUAUUCUAUGGCCAAAUGUGAAUUUCAGUUCUUUUAAGUUUACCUACCGUCUUAUCUUGUUUAGUGCUGCUAAAUAUGUUCUCCCAUAUCCUAGUUACAAUAAAUUUAGACCGAUUAGCUAUAUUAACCUAGCAGAAGCCCUGAAGCAAAAGAAACAGCAGUGCAAAUUAGUAAUAAUUAAUUGGGUUCUUCCCCACUUGCUGUUUCUUUUAUCUUCAAUGCCAGAUUUUAUGUAGAUAAAAAAAUUGUCUAUUAGAAUGAAAUUAGGUCAUUUAAACUAUACCAUGGUCUUCAAUAGAUAACAAGAGAUUUCCAUUGUAGUUGCUACAAUCGUACCACACGCUUGUAACCGCUAGUUCUACAGAAUGACUGGCCAUGUAGAUAAUCCAGCAGCACCUCCAAGAAUCCAAUAUAGAGUAGCGUCAUGCUGUAGCCAGUGCUAAUUACUACGCGAUCAAAAAUGAGUUGCUGUCGAGUCACCUUUGAAAUUUUUGUUUAAAUGGGAAAUCGUACUUAACUUGAACUACCAAAGGCGACUUGACAGCAACUUAUUUUUGAUCGCCCGUUAUUAUUCAAUCUCUUUUAUACACUAGUGAUUUACAGUUAGAUUUUUUGCUUUUUACAUCUACCUAACUACCUAUACUUUCGAAACGCUGCAUGUUCUUUAGUAAUUUCAAAUAGUGUUUUAAUACCUACGUAUUUCAAAUCUGGUGUAUUUUUCAAGAACAGUUGAUAUUUCUACAGUUUUUUAUAUUAAUAAAAUGAA